AUCAGUUACUUUGAGACGAACUAAUGACUUUUACUAUGUCAGUUUGACUUGCAGAUCAUCUCAAAUUUGUUUGUUACUCAGUUGAUCAAACAUCAAAACCAAACUACACUCACACUUACAGUUUACAGUCUCUGGUUCACCUGUAUUUCUUUUAACUGUGAAGGGAAACCCAUACAAUUACAGACAGGUGACAAAGUAAAGAAAAACCCAGAGACGGCCAUUAAAUGCUUUGAUGGGUAUUAAAUUGGUGUAUGUCAUAAGCUAUGGCUGUCAGAGUUACCAGAUCUCAACCCAGUUGAACACCUAUGGGAAAUUUUGGACGUUGCAGCGCUCUCCACCCCCAUCAACAAAACACCAAAACACCACUUGUAGAAUCAAUGCCAAAGCACACUAAAGCUGUUUUGGCAGCUUGUGGUGGCUCUGUACCUGACUAAGACUUGGUUUUUCCUUGAAUUUGUCACCUGUUUAUACAUGCAAACGCCAUAAAGGGCCCAGAAACUGGUUGAUUUGAACACAGAACCCUCACACUUUUUGAGUUGCUUUUACCCUCAUAGGAUUUGUGCCAAUCAAGUCAAAUGCGAACCAGCUGCUCCACCUGUCACACUCUUGAGUCUCAGCAACCAAAGAUGGAGACCUGCAGUACAGACUUUGUUUUGGUGGCAUUUAUUUCUUUAUCACUGCUCCUUUUGAAAUGUGAAGCUCAUGCUACUUCAAAACAAUUUCAAGCAACAACCAUGUUUAAUAACAGAUCACUUUGUCAUGAUGGGUUCAUGUCUGUUUACAUAUCAAAGGAGCAGUUUGCUGACCUUCCUUUCACUAUUUAUAUUCAAGGUGAGUCAGACGCUAAGGAUAAAGCUUAUCAAUGAUAACACAUGACUUUAAAGUGGUUGUGUUUGCUCUGUUCUGUUCCUGUUUGUGUUCACAUUUACACACAGACGAACAUGGUGGAUAUUACCAAGCCACUGCAAUAGCAAAAUGGUGCCGCUACUUCCUUGGAGAAAAGGACACCUUUGUUAUCUUUACAGUUGCUUCCAAUGGCUGUUUUGUGAAAAGACAACACUUGCAGACAGAGGAAGAGUUGAAAUUGUCAAGCCGAUACCUCUGAUCUGUGAAAGAAAAAUGAAAGAAGCAAGCAAAAAGGGCUAUCAACCCGUCCCAAGACAGUCUUUCUGCAACAAGGAUGGGUUCAACAUUACCAUUCCCCAGAACACCACAGUCCCACCUCUGAACUUGGAUGCAGUCUGGAUCCCUUCCAGUCAAAGCCACAAAUGCAAACCCAAAAAAAGAUCCAAUGAUUCUGUCACUUUCAUCUUUCCAUUCACUGACUGUGGUGCUCAGUCCAUGGCAGCAGAUGGGAUUAUAACCUACUGGGUCAACAUUGAGGUGAAACAACAUCUGCAGAAAGGCUCUAUAUUUCGUGACACUCCUUUCCAUCUUACUGUUCGCUGUAGCUUUACAUUGUCUCAAAUGACUCAACUGGGCAUCGAGGUUCAGAGGGAAAAAAUCAGAGAAAAAACACUGAAGAGCAAAGGAAUACUAAGGACUGAAAUGAGGUUUGCCAAAGAUUCCUCUUACAUGUCGUUCUAUUCCUCUCAAGACCCUCCAACAGUGAUUGAGCUUGGCCAGCCUGUGUAUGUGGAGGUGUUUGUUCUCAAACAUGAGGACGCGGACUUGACACUGCUGCUGGAGGACUGCUGGGCCACGCCGACUGAAGACCCACAUGACCCCCAACGAUGGGACCUGCUUGUUAAAGGGUGUCCUUUCACUGGUGAUAGCCACAGAACUGUUGUGCUGCCAGUUGUCUCCAGUAAGGAGCUGACACAUCCUUCUCUUCACAAAUGGUUUGUGGUCAAGCUGUUUUCAUUUGUGAAAUCCCCAACAUCUGAAAACCAGAUAUAUUUCCACUGUGAUAUAGAGAUCUGUAAAGGGCCAGACUGCUUACAGUCCUGCAGCAAUGGAAGGCGCACAUUAAGAAGAAUUACACCAGGACCAGAGCAAAGGAUUCUUUACAGUGUAGUCUCUGGAGGACCUUUACUCUAUCUACUUUGAAUAACUAGAAAAAAGGACAGCUAAGAAGCACUGAGAUUUAAAUCAGUUCUGCCACAAAUUGGCCAUGAUUUGUAAAAUAAAUCUAUACUACUAUACUAGCACUAUAAUGGCCUUAAAUAGACUUCUGUUACAUCAUUUUCAGUCUAUCUGAAUUCAUGUCUUGAUUUUAUCAAAUUAAGCUUGACUGAUGCAUGCUGUCCCAAAACCUGACUGGAUGAGCAAUGUUACCACUUGAUAUUAAAAUGUGGUGUCUACCCAUUGCCCCACUCCAAGCACCUAUUCAACCUAGAGAGACCUAUUCAAAGAAGUACCUUUCUUAGUUACGCAUCUUAGCUAUGUAAAACCUACAGCACAUGUUAUGGGUUUUACUCUGUAAAAUUAUCCAGAUAACUUGACUCUGUUUCUCAGAAUAUGUCCCUGUUGGACAAUGACAUGUCAGUGCAAAGGCAGCCUCCUGCCUUAUGGUCUAACAAUUAAAAAGAGAGAUAGAAAAAAAAG
Messenger RNA from Lates calcarifer (barramundi perch), 2547 nucleotides. Its product is annotated as zona pellucida sperm-binding protein 4. Gene Ontology annotation, biological process: binding of sperm to zona pellucida; prevention of polyspermy. Gene Ontology annotation, molecular function: acrosin binding; structural constituent of egg coat. Lineage: Eukaryota; Metazoa; Chordata; Actinopteri; Centropomidae. The transcript is spliced from 9 exons. Gene Ontology annotation, cellular component: egg coat. The coding region runs from base 976 to 2049 and encodes 357 amino acids. The record is from RefSeq and is a predicted model, not a curated record.